UUGUGCAAUUCUAUCUAAUAAAUUUGCUUUGACAUUAAAUGAAUGCAAAACAAUAAUUACAUAAUUCAUCAUUUGUGGUUUAAUAUACAUGUCCUUGUUUGCAUGCAAACAAUAAACAAAUAAUUGAGAUGGUAUAAAAGAACAGUUCUGAAAUGGGAAACAUUAUUCAUUCAUUCGAAAAACUGAUAACUGCUUUACAUUAAGAUUCUUGAAAAUGAUGAGAUUUGAAACUAUGUCAUUGUCAAUGUUAUUGACCAUAAUGUCAGUGGCUGCCUAUACACCUUCAGAAAAGAAAUUAGGUCUACAUGGAGUGAACAAAGUAUUACAGCUUGAUAAUGGAGUUGGUAGAGACAUUGGAGGUCGUCGUGCAGACUCACUCUCUGUAUUGGAUGUAAUUGAUGCAAAUAGACGAGCAGGAUCUGACAGAAGAAGUUCAGCUGUCUCUGAAAUUAUAAGAAGCUCUUCAUUUCAGAAUUCUGCUGGUCUAGCAAGCAAUGAUGGUAUAAACAGAAACUGUCAUUAUGAGUGCGGAGUAGAUAAACUCUGUAACCUAGGACAGAAAUGUGUACGAGAUGGUUGUGACAGUUAUUGUGUCCAAGUCUCAUCUGGGAGUAUUAUUGGUGAAUCUGGAUUGUCGGGGUCCAUAAGAAGGGGAAAUGCAGUUUCCGAAAUUAUUAGAGGUUCAUCAUCUGACAUUUCAAGACUGUCAAGCAUUGAUGGUUCAAAAUGCAGUUAUGGAUGUGGAGAAAAUAAACUUUGUGCAUCAGGACAUAAAUGUAUCCACGAAGGAUGCAACAGCUAUUGCGUUCAAUUGUCAUCUGGUAGCCUAAUUGGUUCAGGUCAGUCUUUAACCGGACGUGUGGGUCUAUCUAACAAUGGUCAUUUGGAAACUAUUGGUAGCAGUGGUUCAAUGUCAGGUCACACAGGUUCGGAUAUUCUCGACGCUAUCUCAGCUAGACGCAGUGGCAUUAAUGCAUUGGACACAAUUACAUCUAGACGUAGUGGCAUUGAUGCAUUGGACACAAUUUCUUCUAGACGAGGAGGAUCAGUUGGAUCAUCCGGUUCAAGGAUCGUAUCUCAGUCAGUAGUAGGAGACCUCAGUAAUUGCAGAAAAAUAUGUCAUACUGAUUCAGAUUGUGCACCAAGCAAAUACUGUGCCACUGUUGAUUGUCACAGGUUUUGCAGAAGAAGGCCAUCUAAAGGAUACUCUGGAUGAACAUUAUACGAACUUUGAAGAAAUCCAUAUUUUUUUACGCAAACUGAUUUUUUUUAUAGAUAAAUAAAAAUAAAAUGUUAAAUACA
Molecule: messenger RNA, 1302 nt
Organism: Mytilus trossulus (common blue mussel)
Lineage: Eukaryota; Metazoa; Mollusca; Bivalvia; Mytilida; Mytilidae
Exons: 3
Coding region: 215-1216 (333 amino acids)
Molecular function (GO): serine-type endopeptidase inhibitor activity
Source: RefSeq, a predicted model, not a curated record